This is a messenger RNA of Falco peregrinus (peregrine falcon), 6648 nucleotides long. RefSeq names its product ligand dependent nuclear receptor corepressor like (gene LCORL). Lineage: Eukaryota; Metazoa; Chordata; Aves; Falconiformes; Falconidae. Gene Ontology annotation, molecular function: DNA binding. Bases 57 to 5774 code for a protein of 1905 amino acids. Gene Ontology annotation, cellular component: nucleus. The transcript is spliced from 9 exons. Gene Ontology annotation, biological process: regulation of transcription by RNA polymerase II. The record is from RefSeq and is a predicted model, not a curated record.
GGAGCCGGGGGAGCGCGCGCUCGUAUGUAAAUGAGCGGGCGUGAGGUCAGAGGCAGAUGGAAAAGGGAACAGACAGAAUGGCCGCCGCGGCUCCUGCUCCUCCUGCCGCCGCCUCCCAGUGCCGGAGCCCCCGCUGCACGGCGGAGCGCAGGGGAGUCCGCCGAGAACUCGACUCCUGGCGGCACCGGCUCAUGCACUGUGUGGGUUUUGAAAGUAUUUUAGAAGGGCUUUAUGGACCAAGGCUACGAAGAGACCUCAGUUUAUUUGAAGCUUUUAGAAAGGGAGGACAAGCUGCUCAGCUUCCUAUUGGCAUUAAUUGGGAAAAGGAAGACUGUGAGCCAGAAGAGCUGACUGACUGGUCUAUGGAUGAGAAAUGUUCCUUUUGUAACUUACACAAAGAAACAGUCAGUGAUCGUGCAUCAGUUAUCGGUUCUUCACAGUCAACGCCUACAGAGGAACUGUCAUCUCAGGGCCAGUCCAACACUGAUAAGAUUGAAUGCCAAGCAGAAAACUAUCUAAAUGCACUCUUUCGAAAGAAAGAUCUUCCUCAGAACUGUGAUCCUAACAUUCCCCUAGUUGCUCAGGAAUUAAUGAAAAAAAUGAUCCGUCAGUUUGCAAUUGAGUACAUUUCAAAAAGUAGCAAAAUUCAAGAGAACAGAAAUGGUUCAUCAUUUGAACCAAGUCUGAUAUGUAAAAGUAUCCAAAUGAACCAAACUGAAAACUCCCUUCAGGAAGAACAGGAUAGCCCUCUAGACCUCACUGUGAAUCGAACUCAAGAACAGAAUACUCAGCAAGGGGAUGGAGUGCUAGAUCUCUCUACAAAGAAAAGCGCAAGGUUGGAAGAACCAAAAUAUGAUCCAUUGUGUUCUGAAAACUCAGUGUCUGGUUCAAGCUCAACAGCUGAUGCAAAUUCAGAGGAAACAGCUAAUUUGGAAAAAGGAAAAUCAACACUAAACAAAGUUUUGGAGUCUUUUUGUUCAUAUCACUGGCAACAGACUUUGGCUAUGUUAAAAUUUUUAAUACAAGAUGAAAAUGUUCCUAUAGUUUGCAGUUGCAAGCAAACACAUUUGGUCCACUCUGAAACUCCCAAUUCCCUUACUGAAGAGGAUGUUCACAUUUCAUUUUGCAAUUGCAAUGGACAUAUGCUAACAAAAAGGUGCUGUUUACAAAAUCAACAACCAAACACUUGUUUACCACCUCUGUCUGUCUGUAUUAAAGAUUUCCAUUCUUUGUCAUGCCAAGCUGUAGCAAUGGGAUGUAUUAAGACAAUGAUGAACAAAGCAUGUAGUUCUCAUAAGUAUUGUGCUGAACAAAUGCAAAAUUGUAACAGGCAUUCUGUGAAAGCAGCAGCAUGUACAUACUCAACUAAGGACUGUGAUCUCUUGAACAGCAUUAAAAAUUCAAAUAGAUCCCGCAGCCCAUCACCGCCUCCGCUAUCGCCUGUACAGAGUAAAGAAUUUGAAUCUUUGGAAGGAUCUGUUAUAGAUUUUCCAACUUUAGACAAUGACAAACUUGAAAUAUCCAUCAACCAGCCUCCAUCCCUCUUGCCAGCGGAAGGAAACGCAGGAGAAUUUGAAUAUGAAGGUAGAACAUGCAGAGGAAAAGAGACCAAAUAUUCAGAUGGAAUGUUGCUAGCAACAGACCAAGAAAGCAACAAUUACUAUGUAACUUCUGAGAAGGCUGAGAAAGGUGAACAUUCUUACAUUUUUCAAGAUUUAAUGGAUCGUAUUAAUGAAAAGUUAAAAUCAAUAGACACUACAGAUAUAGCAACAAAUCUUCUAAAACUUUCUAGCAGUGACAGGGCACCAGAAAAUGAUGUCAAAUUAGGAGACUUCAUAACAUCUCUCUUGCAUAAUGCUAAGGCAAGUGAUUACAGCUUUAUGGAAUUACUUCGCCAACAUGAUAAACAAAUGGAAAAUAAAAUUAUCCAAACAAGAUUUCGCAAGCGUCAGGAAACUUUAUGUGCAAUGUAUAAUUCUCCUGAUUCACCAUUCAUUCGGCGACAAUCUUUGCAAAUCAAGAGGGAGCUUGCAAGCCUUGAUGAAACUCUUGUAAGAAAAAAAUCAAUUUCUGAGAGAAGUGCAAAGAAAUCUACAAAAAAAAUUGACAAAAUAUAUCCAAAUAAAAGACACAGUUUUACGGUGGUAGAAGAUGACACUUUGCAACAUUUUGAAAGUAAUCCAUAUGUGAAUUGCCAAACCAAACCAAUGUGCUUUCCAGUUCACCAAACAGAGUCUUUCGAACUACCUCUUACUAAUUUUCAAACCAGCCCCAGCUUUUUAGUUCUUUCAGAAAACAGUGCUGUUGCAGCCAGCCAGGUAAAACUUGCAAACACACAAGAAGAUUAUGCAACCUUAAAAGAGACUGAUGAGAUUCCUUUAAUGGACGAAAGUAAUGGAAACUUGGGAAGAACUAAACGUAACAUUGUGCCCCCUGGAUGGUACUCUGUGUAUGUAACGAACAAUAUUGUGUUUAGGAAGUCAUCCAGUGCAAAAAAGUCUUUAGAAAGUUUGGAAAAAAUGAAAAUAAAUAAAGAUGUUCCUGCUGAAAGAUGCAGUGACAUAAGCAAAAUUGUGAGAGACACAAAUCUGCAAGUUGUUGUAGAGCGUUUAGAAGAUACAAUGAACUUUGCUAGAAAGACUAACAGCUCAUUGUUGGAUAGUUACAAAAUCAGCCAAAAAUUAAAAGAGAAUGUUUAUGAACAGUUUAUGAACGCAGCUGCUAGAAGAGUCUUACCUUUCAAUCUGAGUGAAAUGGGAUGCACAGGACAAAGCUUCCUUCCACGUUCACCUGUACUAAGCAGCAGUAAAAUCAAAGCUCUGUGUGUGACAACAAAGAAACAAGAAAUGGUUAUAGAUCAAGAAAUUAGUGAUAGCCUUUUGAGAUCUCUGACCUUUGAUUCAUCCAGUUCAGCUUCCAAUAAUGGGGACUCGCAUACAACUUCUGAAGCUGUGGAGAUCUCAUCUCCCUUAAACUACUCUAGUCCUAUUAAGCUUAUGUUUGUCUCUGAGGUUAAUAGUAGUGAAGGAGUCAAAUAUACUUUGACAUCUGCAGCUGCAUCUUCUAAAGGAAGCACAGAUAUUUGUUUGUUUCAGGGGCAUGCAAACACAUUGUUAGACAAAAAGGCCGCAGGAGCUCUUUCUCAUGCAAUCUGUGUCAAGGAUUGUGAUUACAGUGAAAAUGAUACCAAGGAGGAGUCAAGCUGUGUUUAUGCAGAAGCAAUUACAAGUUCUUGUCCAGUUGGUCAAGCUAAUUUAAAUGAUGCGAAACAGAAUGACAAAGUUGCGGAGAAAUCAAGCAGCAGUGAAUCAGUUUUAAAAAGAAAACCUGGUAGACCAAAGAAAAUAGGUCCUCAAGUUGUUAAGCAGGUUAAGAGACCUAUUGGACGGCCUCCAAAACCAAAAAUAGAUGUGACUGAAAGCACAGAACCUAGACCUGAACUUAGCAGUGAUAGUCGAGGUACCAAAUCUGCUGCAGCAGUAAUGGAAGAAGUUAAUAGCAACAAAAACAUUACUGUGACAGUUGUUUUUGGAAGGUCAAGAAGGACAAAGAGACAUGUUUCUGAAGGUAAUCUAAAUGUAAUCAGCAUUCUGCCCACACAACGCCUUGAUUCUAGUUUUGCCAAUGACCACAGUAAAGCAAAGCAUAGUGCAGAAACUGAAAAUGCUUUGACUGAAAUAGUAAGAGCCUUACAGAAUUCUUCUACUGAAAACAAGGUCUGUGGUUAUGACUAUGUCAGACCUAUCAAGAGUAACCUAGCGUCACCACAUCCUUGCAGCAAUAUUAUACAGCCAAUUAAGAAACCAUUAACCACCAUUCGAAAACCCGGUAGGCCAGCAAAAGUAAAAAUCUCUGGCAUAUCAGUAACUGUUAAUAGGGUUUCACCUCAGGAAAGAAAAGUGAGUAUUAGCAACUGUUUGCCUCCUUUGCAACAGCAGAAUGUGUUGGAAAAAAACGUACCACAGGAGAGAAAAAAUCAACUGUGCAAUAAUAUAGGUCAAGUAAAGAGCAUGCGGAAAGAUUCUAGAGAGGAUGGAUCAAACAAUGUUAUCACAACAGUGUCAAGAAAACGUGAAAUUCCAUUGAGACAUUCUGCUAGAGACAGAAAACCCUCGCUGCAUUUUUUACAUUCAUUAGCAUCUUCUAGUGCAUUUACUUGUAGAAGUGCCUUACUACGUAAAUCUUACAAACUCCAUUUGAAAAAAGCUAAAGAUCGAAAGGAAAAACACAGGAAAUCAAGUCAGAGCACAGCAUCCAAAGAUACCUCAGAACUGAGAAAUUCAGGAAAUACAAAAAAGGGUCUUAAGGAUGGUGAAUUUGGGCCCAUUAAUGAAGUAUCAUUGGAUCCCAUUUUUUCAUCGAAUCCCUCUCUCAGGUGGUGGCCUAUUUCCACUUCAAGUGACACUUUGUUGGAAGAACUAAAUAAUAGAUUUGAACAGAUAACUAAUACCUGGUUGCGAGUGGGGGGAAAUGAGUUUGAUAAAUGUGUAUGUGAAAAAAGGGAUCCCACUGAACAAGACUGUAGUACUGAAAUAUCAAAUCCUUUAGACUCCUGCCUUGUAGAACUUGAAACAUCACCUAUAAGAAUGCUUUUUCAGAAAAAGUGUAAUAUGAAUGAACUCUGCACCUGGUUUAUGCAAACUACAGAAACACAGUCUCUCUCUCUAGUGAGGAAGGCGAAUGCCCGCAAUCCUUUAGAAGUAGUUAGUACUAGAGAGGUAAAGAUGGAAACUAAACAACCUGAUCUUAGUACUUGCCCUUUCAGAAAGCACUUUAAAAAGUUUGCACUAUCCUCUCCUUCUAAACCAGCAGGGAAAUUACAAAUAUUACAUAACAUGGUGAGGUCUCCAGUCUUGAGCAUGAAAAGUAAUUUCACGUUAGCCAGAUUAAAAAGAAAUGAAUUUAAGAAGUUACAGCAUGAUAGGUGGGGACAAACAAAAAAGCUCUAUAAUCAGCCUCCUGGAGGCUGGAAAUCAAAAAAGAAAAAUUUACAGUUCUUUUGCCAAAGCCAGUUGUUUAAAAGUACAAGUGGGGAAACCAAUGAUGAAAUGCCCAAGCUCCAGGAAAAAAAUACAGUAGAAAUCCAGCCCACUCAGACUUUGGUUGAGUCUCAGAGUAGCCUCUUGCCAACUGAAAAUGAAGCCAGAGAUGCAUUUGUUCAACAGAUGAUGGGAUCUUCUGACUUUAACCCACAUCCUGGUUUAACAAAUAUACUUAAGUCACAUGCAGAGACAAAUGGAACAAUUUGCUGCCAACAAAAUGUUAGAAAAGAACAAAGCCAAGAUAAACUGUUUGAAAAUACUUGGAAAACCAAAACCUUUAAAGAUUGUAGGAUAUUUCUGAGAAAAAUCAACCAUAUUGAGCAGCACAAUUCAUUUAAGUUAAAUAAUGUCAUUUAUUCUGCUGAAGCUGUUGAAAGUAAAAACACUCAGACCUAUAUGGAAGAAAAAAGACAUCCUCUUUUAAGGUCCCAUUCUACUAAGCAAAAUGCAUUAAAGAAACAAGAAAAUGAAAUGGAAACAUCUAAAGGAUCUAAUUCUUCUAAAGUGACUGAAAGGCUGGAUAACCAGUUUCACAGCAGAAAAUUAAGUAGUGUAAACCAUGAUGAUAAUCCUGCUGGUAGUUCUGAAGUUCUUAUCAGAAUAAACAAAAGAAAAACUCCACAAUGGGAGACCACUGAUACAAAUAUAAGAAAAAAGCAUAAGAGACAGUCAUGCAGUAGUGGACAAAUGGCAACUUAUUACCCAAAGUACCAAGUAGCACGCUACAAGUGAAAGUCUCGGAGCCACAGAAUUCAAUAGACAUGAACACAGAAAAUGAACAUUUGAAGUCCAUAAAGAUGUGCCUUAAUCAGCCCACUGAGUGGAAUCUGAGUCUUUCAGCAGCAUCUCUCGCCAGCUGUAAAGUUUUUAACCAAAAUCUCAAAACUGAUGAGAACAAAUAGAUUGCAGCUGUUCUUGCACUAUUAUUUUGUACAUUGUUCCUGAUUUUUUUUUCUGCUGAAUAAUAAGCAUUUAUUACAUUGAUCUUGAAAUGAUCUUGUGUGAUUUGGCUUUAUAUUACUACUAGCAUUAUUCAUUUUGAUGUACUUCUUUUUUUAAAUAUACAGUUUCACAUCUGACCAUCAUGAAAUUCUUGCAGUACAAAUUUAUUAUCAAAAUCAGAUGUUCCCCUUUAAUAGUAUUGUGAUUUUUCUAUGUUCUCUAAUUAUUUCCCCGAUUUUAUUUUUGUGCACGAAAGUUAAUAUAUUAUGUAAUUUGUGGCAUAGGUUACCAUGUAAAGAUUUAUGGUAAUAAUAAUUCAAACAAAUCUGUAACAGGUGGAGACAGACUACCUUGAAGCAAAGCAGUAAAAAGGUAAAUUAUCCGAGAUCUCCUUUGCAAAGGGAUUGAAAUGCAUCACACCACCAGUUUGUUUCUGCAGUAUGCUUUCAUCUUCAUUUAUCUUGAGAACUUCUAUGUGACAGUGUUUAAUGACCAUAACGUCUAAAAGGAAUGCCGAGCCUGCAGGAGAAUCUCUUGAAAGAUUGUCAUUCAACAAAUCUGUAUCUGCACUUUUUGAGGUUUCUGCUAAAUGGUCUUUCUUCCCCUUUUGUUUUUAUGAAUUUAUGCCUGCCACCAAUUAAAAUGGAUGUAAAUGCUCCUCCUA